Molecule: messenger RNA, 2159 nt
Organism: Owenia fusiformis
Lineage: Eukaryota; Metazoa; Annelida; Polychaeta; Sabellida; Oweniidae
Source: the annotation of a GenBank genome assembly
UUUCAAUCUGUCAAAGUAUGUUGCAUGUGAUCACAGUAGAUCAAGAUUCAAUAAAUAAUAGUUCAAUAUGAAUUUAACUGAAAUUUUGGUUUAAACCUUAUGAACAAGCAAUGAAGGCCUAUAUUUUUCUAAUUGCUGGGUCUAUGGUAAUGUUUAGCAUGUAUUACAAUAACCCAUUCUCAAAUAUUGGAUACAGUUAUGUAAAUUCUGGAUUUAGAGACACAAUCGCUGGAUCCAAAAACAUAAAAUCUGGAUACGAAGAAACAAAUUCUGGAUACAAAGAUACUAAUUCUGGAUACAAAGAUAUAAAUCCUGGAUACAAAGACACAAAUUUUGGAUACAAAGACACAAAUUCUGGAAACGAAGACACAAAUUCUAGAAAUGAAGAAACAAAUUCUAGAUACAAAGACACAAAUUCUAGAAAUGAAGAAUCAAAUUCUGGAUACAAAGACACAAAUUCUAGAAAUGAAGAAUCAAAUUCUGAAUAUAAAAACAGAGAUCUUGGAGAAAAAAAUACCAACAUAUGGGAUGUAGAAAUAAGUGACAAUGACACUAAUGUUAUCGAAAUCAUAUCUGAUAAUUAUUGGGAACAUUUUAAAAAAGACUGCAAAAAUGGUACUCUCUGCUCACUGAAUAGGCCUACAAUAGUAAAAUACAAGCAUAACACAAACCCUUGUAUAAAACCUGAAGACUGUGUAACUAUUAUAACCAAGACAGGUAAUAGGUUAGAAGAAGUGAUAAAUAUGACUAAAUCAAUUAGGAAUUAUUACCCCAAAAUACAAAUUGUUAUCAUCAAUGAUGAGCCAUUAGCUUUGGAGGCGUACAGGGGGAAAUAUGACACAAAGAUUGCCCAUGAUUUUGAAUUCUUUCUUCAGAAGACCAAUAAUGUGACAUAUAAGAAACUGGAAGGAGACAUUGGCUUAAGUAAGGGUAGGAAUAUUGCAGCGAAUCUUUCAUCGACAAAAUAUGUCUUCGUUAUGGAUGAUGAUGUCAGAUUCACACAGUUGACAAACCUUUCCAAACUCGUUGAAGUUUUAGAAAAUACUGAUUUAAGCAUUAGCUGUGCAAAAUAUUCAAAUACUUAUUUUGGUAUAUUACGAUUCAAAGAAUUGAAAGGUGGUAUGUUUAACCAACUUAAAGCUGGCAAGUAUAGCUAUAAUGAGUUACGUCGGUUUCCUAAAUGUUAUUCAUUGGACGUGUGUCAAAACGUCUUUCUUGCUAACCGUGAACACCUUUUAAAGAUUGGAGGAUGGGAUGCCAGUCUUAAAACUAAAGAACAUAGUGAUUUUUUUAUUAAUGUAAAAUACCAUGGAUACAAGGUAGCUAUGUGUUAUGGGGUAAGUCUAUUUCAUGACAGUAAAGAAAAUGACCUGUUGCGUAGUUCCAGGUUAGAUACUUUUGUAAAAUAUGCCAGGAAGUAUUCAUCAAAAUGGAAUAUAUCACAAAUAAGAGGAAAGUCAAUAAUGGACAGGUAUCAUCGAGCCAUGACUAAAAAAUCUGAUGAUACAAAAAUUCACCUCAAAAAGAGUGGGGAAAAAUAGAAUUUGUGAACUUGAUGGCAUUGCUCGUGUAAUAAUUAUCAACUGUAUCAGUUGAAGAUGAUACCUGUAGCUAUUUUCAAGAAAUUUUGAAAACAAUGUGAACGCUUUUUCUCAGUCCCAAUAUUGUUUCUCCCAUUGACUGAAAUAUUUAGAAACCUUGAAAUGUGAACACCUGCUAAUCCAAACACUUUUGGCCGGUCCCAGUGGCAUUUGGAUGAGACAGGUUUUACUGUACAUGUAUAUCUAUUGUUAUAGUGAACAGUACGAAAUAUUAAACAAAAAGUAUUUUAUCAUCAACAAUUGUGUGUUAACUUAAAAUUAAAUAGUUUCUUCCUCCCUUUUCAAACCGUGUACAUGUAAUUACCGAAAUGGGAGUAGGUAGUUACCAGUUUCACCACCAGGUGGCUGAUUCGGGUCAAUUAACAUGGCAGGUAUAUAAGUUCCCUUAAACUUGAAUAUUAUCAAUUUAAGUGGCUCAAUUUUCAUAUAACCCUUAUGUGUCUGAUUAUUAUACUAAUGAAAAUAUGUCCAGUAAAGCAAAAUAUUAUCUGUCUACUAAAAGAAAAGAUAUUUCAUUUUUUGUGAUUUUAUAGCAUGGGGUCUAUGGGGAAUCUCCCC